This is a messenger RNA of Adineta ricciae, 6711 nucleotides long. The record is from the annotation of a GenBank genome assembly. Lineage: Eukaryota; Metazoa; Rotifera; Eurotatoria; Adinetida; Adinetidae.
AUGCUUAAAGUUACCGUUCAUAAUGCUGAACACAUACCCAACGUCGAACGUUUUACUAGUGUGGAUCCGCUGGUUCGACUAAUUUUUCAAGGAGUGAAAAAACAAACAAACUGGCAACGCUCAACAUGUGAUCCCAAAUGGGAUGAAACACUUGAUUUCCCGUUGAAUGGUGUACCCAUUCAAAACAAUGAUAUUCUCGAAGUUCAGUUGAAAGAUCAUGAAACUAUUGGGUCAAAUAAACUCAUUGGGCAAAGUACAGUACCGUUGAGUGAAGUACUGCGUGUUGGUACGAUCAAACGUCGUCUCGUUCAGCUAAUGAAUCCUCAAGGUGUCGUUCUCGAAGCGACGAAACUAUACAUUACAUUGGAAUACGUUUCACCUACGGGUGGUGGAAAAGUACCAACAAAUGGAAAAGCCGCAACCGAUUCAAAUCAAUUCGAUGAUGUACCUCUGCAAAAUGGCGGUGACACAUCCUGGCAAGCAGAUUCUACAGCUGAUCUUGCAUUUAAACGACAAAAUAAACCACGAUCAACAAAACCUCAAGAUUUCCAAAUUCGAAUAAAAAUUUUUCAAGCUCGACAAUUGGACGGAAGUAAUCUACAUCCGGUGUGUCGGGUGCGUGUCAUUGGAGACGUUAAACAAACAAAAAUUCAAAAAGGAACAAAUCAACCGUAUUUCAACGAAGUCUUCUUUUUUAAUGUUCAUAUGUCUGAAGCCGAAUUGUGUGAUGAAAUGAUCGAAUUUGAAGUUUGCAAUUCACGAACACUUCGAUCGGAUAUGAAAAUUGGAACGUUCAAAAUGGAUAUCAACUACAUUUAUGCGCAAGCAAAACACUCCAUCAAUCGAAAGUGGUUGUUGUUGAGUGAUGAUGAUGAUAAAAUGUCCGGUUCAAAAGGUUAUCUGAAAGUAACAGUGAACAUCCUAGGACCAGGCGAUGAAGCACCGGCGCAAGAAAAUGAUGGCGAUGAUGACGAUAUUGAAAGUAAUCUACUAAGACCAGCUGGUCUUAUGCUUCGGCCAGCAACGUUUAUUUUGAAAGUCUACAAAGCCGAUGAUUUACCAAGAAUGGAUAGUGCAUUUUUGCAUGGAGUGAAGAAGAUCUUUCAUGCUACGGAAGAUAUCAAAGAAUUGAUCGAUCCAUACGUCAAUUUUUCAUUUGCUGGUCAGCAAGUGUCAUCAAAAAUUGUUUACACAUGUUCACAUCCGGAGUACAAUCAAGAACUUCGACUCGGCCUUAAAUUUCCAUCGAUGUGUGACAAAAUUACAUUGACUGUUAUGGAUUGGGAUCGGUUUACGCACAGCGAUAUGAUUGGUGUUGGUUUAAUUGAUGUUUUCACGAAAGAUAAUGGCUUUCUACCAACAUUUGGUCCGAGCUGGAUCAAUCUUUAUGGUGCGCCACGAGAAUACUCCGAUGUUCCGACUGCAUUGGACGAUCUAAACAGUGGCAAAGGUGAAGGUGUCGCUUAUCGUGGCCGAGUGUUUGUUGAAUUACAAACUAUUCUUGGUGAAACACCAUCGGAACCAAUCGGUGAAAUAUCAAAUUCGGAUCUUGUUCGAGUAUUGCCAUAUCAAGCACGUAAAAAGUACAAACUCCAUGCCGCAUUUCUUGAUGCAUGCAUGCUAUACGAACAUGAAUCGACGCUGGAAUUCGAAAUGAGUAUCGGUAAUUACGGUAAUAAAUUUGAUGAUCUCGUUGGUGCUGCAAGCUGUUCGACAACGCCACCAUCGAACCCUGUUUUCGAUGGAACAUCUUAUUACUUCCUACCAUGGGGACAUACGAAACCGUGUGUACAAGUCGCUAGUGAAUGGGAAGAUGUUAGCUUUCGUCUAGAAGCGAUGAAUCAAUUGUCAAAAAUUAAAUUGUUCAUCACGGGUCUUCUCUCAACAUUAGACUUAUUGAAAAUCAAACAGACAUCUGAUGAAGUUCUCAUGCGACAUUACAAGCAAUCACUUGACUUGGUCAUUGGUCAUUUGAAAAAACCGUUACCUGAACCCGAACCUGGCCGUCAUCAUACAAAUGAAUUGGAUCGUUUACGACGCAACAUGCGUGUGAAGGAUCUCAAGGAUAUGAUAAGCAAACUGGAGAAUUUGAAAAUGCACGCGAAGUCUUCGCAGGAAAUUAUCAACACAUUGGAAGAUAUUCGAGAGAAUCUUGAAUAUCUCGAAGCUGAGCCACAAGUUAGCAUCCCUGAUGUGAUCAUUUGGCUAUUGUCGAAUGGUAAACGUUAUGCAUAUUAUCGUAUUCCCGCGAAUGAAGUGUUUUACUCAUCUAAUGUCGAUCGUCGUGGUCGACUUUGCGGUAAAGUGCAGACGGUGACAAUGAAAUGGCCGGGAAAAGAAAGUGACAUUGAAAAAGACAGACGAAAUUUCAUUCCAGCGGAAAUCAGAGUGAAAAUCUGGCUAGGUCUUGCUACUCAUGAACAGGAUUGGUUAUCGCAACAGAAAGGCGCAGAUUUGGCGAUCUAUGCAGAAACGUAUGAAAAUCAAACGAAUGUUUUGGGCCAAUGGACAUCAUCAGGGCCACUAAUGAGUCGACCAGCAUGGUCGGAUGCUACUGGAACGAUCAGUUUACCGAAAAAGAACUUUCAAUUGCCACCCAAAUGGCGAUGGGAUGGUGAUUGGUACAUCAGUCCAGAAAUAAGUGCUCGAUAUGCUGAGGAUGCUGGACAUCGAAAGUUUACGGAAGAGGUGUACGAACAUCAGUAUCGUCUGAUUGCUGGUGCUCAAUGGCAACCGAAGGCUGUUCCAUGGACGGAUCUGGCUGGGGACAAAGUACCGAGUAAAGAUGAACGAACGGAGCCACCAUCAGGAUGGGUUUGGGAAGAUGAGUGGACGAUCGAUUCCAACCGAGCUGUUGAUGAAGAAGGUUUUGAAUAUUGUGUUAACCAAACUCUCGGUGGAUGGUGUUCAACCGAAAAAGUAUUUCAUUUAAAUCGUCGACGACGUUGGUAUCGAAAUCGUAUUAUCAAAAUCGAUGCAACACCUGAAGAACGAAAAGAUAAUUUUCUUUUCUUUGACGCGUCGGAUGAACGAACUGCACUGCUCGGUUCAUCCGAUGACAGAGAAAGAAAAGAUCUUCAUGAGCCAUUGAAAAACGAUGGAUGGGAAUACGCUCCAAUGUUCAAUAUGAAAUUUCACGCUGAUGAACGUAGCAUGGAUAUGACACGUCGUCGACGCUGGCAUCGAAAGAUGGUUCCAUCUGCUGAACAGACAUUUGAUGCUUCAGGCACUGAACUUGCAGCCAAUACGGAUAUUGUUUUUCGAAUGCAAUCUCAAGUACCAGCAAUUGCUGAUUCACCGACAAAAUCUGAACAGCAAGAACAAGAACAAGCCGAUGGAUCAGCCACUACUGUUGCAACAACGAAAGAAGUGAAGAUUGAAUUGAAUGCACCGAGAAUGUAUUUAGCUUUUAAAAAACCUUAUUAUUAUGAACUUCGUGCAUAUAUUUAUCAAGCGAGAAAUUUGAUCUCGGCCGAUAACGAUAGUUUUUCGGAUCCCUUCGCUCAAAUUGCAUUCAUUAACCAAAGUCAACGUACGGAAGUCAUUGAGAAAUCAUUAUGUCCUACAUGGGACCAAACAUUGAUCUUUUCAACUGUUGAACUAUUCGGUGAACCUGACGAGAUCCAUCACGAUCCGCCGAAUAUUCUCAUUGAACUAUUUGACAAAGAUCAAUAUGGUGCUCCGGAUUUCCUCGGUCGUGUGCAAUGUGCGCCAAUUGUUCGUUUAACACCUGACGAAACUAAACCAGCAAUCAAGUUGAAAUGGUUUCCAGUUAAAAUCGGCAAAGACGACGCCGGAGAAUUAUUAGCUGCUUUUGAAUUGUUCUUGUUGCCGGAAACUGACAGUGAGAAGAAAAUGCCACCACAUCCGCCAAAACGCGGCUCAUUGUUUGUUGUACCACACUCCAUUCGACCACAGCUUGUCCGCACUGGAAUUGAAAUUCUUUCAUGGGGUAUUCGUAAUAUGAAGACAUUCAUGCUAUCGGAUGUGGACUGUCCACAAGUGGUUUUUGAAGUCGGCGGACACGAAAUCGAGUCCACUAUUAUCAAAAACACGAAGAAAACACCAAAUUUCGAUCGACCAUUACUCUUCCUUGAUGUUAUGUUGCCAAAAGAAGAUCUCUAUGCGCCGCCUAUGAAUAUCAAAGUGAAAGAUCAUCGAUCGUUCGGAAGAAAACCCAUUGUCGGUUUCCAUGUUAUUAAAUCACUCGAACAAUUUCGAUGUGAUCCAACCACACCGUCAUUGACUCUUAUGGAAGCAGCUCAUGCACCAACACCAGCCGAAACACCAAUGGAAGAAAUUGCCACUCCAGUCGACAAGAAGUCCAAGAAGAAAUCGAAGGACUCAUCUAAAUCAGCCAGCAGUUUAGCUGACGGUGCUAUGGCUACGACGACAGUUGCAGUCACAACAAAUGAAACGGAGACAACCAUCGUCGAUAGAAAAUCAAUGAAAAAACGGGUGAAACAUUUCUUGAAAAAGCAUAAAGGAAAUGGCACACCGAUGAAACCGGAAUCGAAAUUGGCUAAAAUACAAAAAUCCAUGAUGGGAAAAAAUCCUCAACAUUAUCAAAGUAUUCCCUUGGUGGAAGAACCGGCCGUUGAAGAAGAUAUCGAUUGGUGGUCGAAAUACUACGCAUCGAAAGGUGACUUCAAUAAAUGUGGCUCUUACACUCAGAAAGGCUAUGAAACAUUAACAAUUUUGAACCAUCCACUAGAAUCGCAUGAAAUCUACGAAGGUUUCAGUGACUUUUGUCGAACGUUUCAAUUAUCUCGUGGCAAAACGAAAUUUGAAGAAGAAAAUGAAAUCGUCGGUGAAUUCAAAGGUCUCUUUAAAGUUUAUCCAUUGCCUGAAGAUCCGAGCGAACCAUUACCGCCUCGAAUCAUGGAAAACUUACCGUCGAGCAGUUUAGAAGAAUGCAUUGUUCGAGUUUACAUUAUUCGUGCAAUCGAUUUACAACCAACGGAUUCGAAUGGCAAAUCAGAUCCUUAUAUUGAGAUUGAACUAGGCAAAACUCGUAUUGAUAAUCGCGAUGAAAAAAUACCGAAUACAACAAAUCCCAUCUUUGGAAAAAUGUUCGAAUUGAAAACAAUCAUUCCAACUGCCAAAGAUUUAACUAUUCGUAUUAAAGAUUGGGAUUUGUUAACAUCCGAUGAUGUCAUUGGUCAAACAACAAUCGACUUAGAAAAUCGAUUUUUAAGCAAAUAUCGAGCCACGUGUGGUCUUCCAUUACAAUACAAUGCAACGGGUCCGAAUCAUUGGCGGGAUAGUGUACGCCCUCGAAAGAUUCUUUUCGAUGUCUGUAAACGUAAUAAUCUACCUGUUCCGGAAUUAGUCGAUGAUCAUACCAUUAAAAUUGGAGAGUCAGUUUUUCGUCUGGAAGAUUUCGAACAAGAAAAACACCUGACAGUUCAUGUUGGUGACGAUGAAGAACGCCUAGCUUUAUACAUCUUGCAUAAACUACGUCUCUGUCCGGAACAUGUCGAAACUCGACCAUUGUUUAAUCCAUUACAACCACUGAUCGAACAGGGUCGUUUAGAAUUGUUCGUCGAUAUCUUUCCAAAAUCGUUAGGAUUGCCAGGACCAACGUUUGAUAUCACGCCUCGAAAACCGAAACCUUAUGUUCUUCGCUGCAUUAUUUGGAACACCAGUGAUGUUAUACUACAAGAAACAUCGAUUACAGGAGAAAAAAUGUCCGACAUCUAUGUGAAAGGUUGGAUGAGUGGUGUUGAAGAGGAUGUUCAGAAAACAGAUAUACACUAUCGAUCGAUGGAUGGUGAAGGCAAUUUCAAUUGGCGUUUCGUUUAUGAUUUUGCAUAUCUACCAGCUGAACGUUGCAUUUCGGUGAAAAAGAAAGAACAUUUCUGGAGUUAUGAUGCAACUGAAUUAACUAUUCCGCCUGUAUUGAAUAUACAAGUUUGGGACAAUGAUAAAUUCAGUGCAGACGACUUUCUUGGUGCGUUGACGCUUGACUUGAAUCAUUUGUACAAACCGGCAAAAAAUUCGGAAUUCUGUACAAUAGACAUCUUGAAUGAUGAUUCUUCGAGUCAUAUAUCAUUAUUCGAAAUGAAACGUGUGAAAGGUUGGUGGCCUUGUGUCGAUGUUGCCGGUGGCGAUCCAGAAUUAACAGGAAAAGUCGAACUUGAACUGGAAAUUUUGACCGAAGAAGAAGCGGCCAAGAGACCAGCUGGCCGUGGCCGAGAAGAACCGAAUGAAAAUCCCAAACUGGAAGAGCCUCAACGACCGGAGACAUCGUUUCUCUGGUUUCAAUCACCAUUCCGUACAUUUAAGAACAUUAUCUGGAGAAAAUUCAAAUGGCACAUUAUCGGCGCAAUCUUUCUGGUCUGCUUUAUCAUAUUCUUACUUUUAUUCUUAUGGGCUAUGCCAGCUGCUAUUUGGUCUCGACUUUUGAAAGUUACCGGAUGUCGUUUUGAAAUCACCCUGAUUGGUUCUCGUCUGAUACAUAUCCCAAAACAAAUCGAUCGAGGAGAUGUUAUUUGCAGCCUUGUUCGUUGCGGCGGCGGUAGUCACGCAGAUAUUCCCGCUCAUAUCCAAGCAAAAAUGUCCACGAAUUGGUAUGUCCGCCAUUUCAAUUCAUUCACAACUCGUGGUCGAGCAAAUUCGGUUCUUGCUGUUCUCAGUGGUUGGGUUCUAUUCGGAUAUACAAUGUCGAAAUUGGCACAGUCGCGUAAAACUAAACAAUUGGUAUCUUAG